GUAACAUACGAUUUAACGGUUAAGAUCUCACGAAACUCGUGUGAAACACUACCCCAUUAGACUUCCUUUUUUCUGAUGUAGUUGGAACCUUUUACUUUGUUCUUCUUUGUUUCUCUGUCUCUCUCGUUUUUCUUAUUGUUCUUCUUGUUGUGAGUAAAGAACAAGGGUUGCUUCUUCUCUUUUGGAUUCUAAGGAAGAGGAAUUUUAUAUUUUCUAAAAUUUCACUGGGUUGUGCUUUUUGUCUCUGAAAUGGAGAGAGAUUUCAUGGGUCUCAACUCGAAAGAACCACCCACUAAGGUGAAGGAGGAGAUCAACGUUGAUGGCUACGAAGGCUCUGGAUUCACAAAGGGUUCCAUUGCACAGUGGCCUUUCUCGAACAAAGUAUCCGCAAUUCCACAUUUGAUGUCUUUCAAGGCUUCUCAAGAUGAUAAGACUAAGAAGAUGUUGUCUGGUCCCAUAACAGCUGGUCUUUUAUCUAUCUUAAGUCAAGAUGCAAUUGAGUCUAGUCACAAACGCUCUGCCGGUGACACCCAGAAAUCUUUCAAUCACGAUGGGCAAGGUGGUCAUCAUUUUUCGCUGACUCAACAUGAUGUGAAUUCUGUGCAUCGUCCUCAUGAUGUGAAGAUGUUUUCGGUUCCCAAUCAAGCAAUUUCAGUUUCCAUGGGGAAUCCAUUCCUGAAUAAUCAUUUUGCAACUGGUGGCCAGAAUAUGAAUCGCACCAGUGUAAAGCAGUCAUUCCUUGGGGGAAUACCUGUUUCUGUGCCCCAUUUAGUUAUUCCCAACGCUGGUGCUGUUGCUGGAAUGGUUGAACCAUGUAACAGUAUGAAACCAUCUCCGCCUUCUGCCCAACUUACCAUCUUCUAUGGGGGAACUGUCAAAGUCUUUGAUGAUAUCUCUGCUGAAAAGGCUCAAGCUAUCAUGUUGUUGGCUGGCAGUAGCGUAUCUGUAGCUCAUAGCAUGGUCCAGCCAAAAGUUCACGUGCCGGUCUCGAAGAUGGCUGCUGGCGACAGUGUGCCUGCGACUCAGCCUGCAAAUACGCCACCCGGCUCUGGCCUUUCGAGCCCUAUAUCUGUUUCUUCACAUACUGGAACACAAUCAGGGAGUGGCUCAACCAGCACUGAUGAAUUUCUUGCUGCGAAAACAACUGGAGUUCCCACCACUCUUGUUAGCAAUGUGGACCCUCCAAAGGUAGUCAGUGCAGCCACUAUGUUGACAUCAGCUGUACCUCAGGCUAGGAAAGCAUCCUUGGCUAGAUUUUUAGAAAAACGCAAAGAAAGGGUGACGAGUGCAGCACCAUACAACCUUAACAGGAAGUCUGAAGAGUGUGGCCCUGCAGAAUUUGGUGGUGCCAUGUUUUCUGCAGGUGCUGCGACCAGUACUGUUUCGGCAAUGCAAGGAUAGUAGCCACCAGCUUUAGGAAAAUAUUUCUGAGAAACAAUAUUCUAGUAACCUGAAAGUGUUGUAAGCUGAUAUUUUGGUUGAUCACAAUUUAUGCUGACAUUAUUCUCAAGUACCAGACUUCGUUCGGUUCAUAGAUAGGUUAUUACCAUAGUUAUUUUUGUUGUGUAGGGCUUUUACCUUGUUAUUUUAAAGGUUGCUUGAAUUUUAGAUUCCUACAUAGCAAUCGACAACUAUUAACUCAUAUUAUUUGUUUACAUUUGAGGUGUAAAAGCCCAGUUUAUAUAUUUAUUUAUAUUCUGUACUUA
Messenger RNA from Vigna umbellata (rice bean), 1706 nucleotides. NCBI's taxonomy places the organism in Eukaryota, Viridiplantae, Streptophyta, Magnoliopsida, Fabales, Fabaceae. The record is from RefSeq and is a predicted model, not a curated record.